Molecule: messenger RNA, 760 nt
Organism: Alternaria rosae
Lineage: Eukaryota; Fungi; Ascomycota; Dothideomycetes; Pleosporales; Pleosporaceae
Exons: 3
Coding region: 11-760 (249 amino acids)
Source: RefSeq, a predicted model, not a curated record
GAGAGCCAUCAUGCACUUCUCUACCCUCCUCUUCAGCCUCAGCGCUCUGGUCGCAACAUCCACGGCCAAUCCGGCACCCGCACUACUGACAGAAGCACUGCCAGUAGUAGAUGCAGUGACAGGCGAACUAGGCCGCGACGCACUAUCCGGCAGUCUGCCCAAAAACCUUGCCAAGAUUUGGAUCUUCAGCAACCGCGAGUGCGACCAAAACGACGGUCCUGCUUGGAACAUCUACGUACUUCCCGGUCAGGAAAGAUGCAUUCCAUAUCAAAAUGUAGGGUCGAUCUUCGCGUGGUACGAGUCUGAUAUUGGCGGCAGUAACUGCAGAGGCAGCAGUGCGACGCCGCUCAACAAGCAAUGCACUAGUGACUUGUUUGCGUCCGUCAGCAUCUCUUGCCCUAGGGUGGCCGCCCCAAAAGAACCCACCAUCCUUGUCGUAAGGCUCGUCAAACUCAGAGGAGGAGUCAUAGUCCGAUACAUGACGGCAUCGGUAACAGAGCUGUUCAGACUGCUCGAAGGGGAUUCCAUCCCGGUAUGCUGCUGCGCAAUCAUGGCACACGGUGUUCCUGAUCCUGUCCAUGCAAACGGCGCACUGGGUCCUGUAGAAUUCAGAUGGCUUAUCGGACGCCUUCUUGCAGGUCACUAUGCAGCCAUGCUGCUCCUUGACUGGGCGUUCGUGCCAAACGAUCCUGUCUUUUCCGCUGUUGGCGACCGUGGCAGUGGCCAAGAGGGCCACGGCGGCGACGACGGAGAGCAGUAG